CCUCUUGUUUCGGAACCGACCGGAACCUAAGACAAAGGGGGAAAAGAGGGAGAUCCGCUCCCCCCUUCUCCGGCGAUACCCGACUCCGCGCGCCUCAAGGCAUCUAACUUUUCGUUUUCCUCCCCGCACUCUCUAUCUCGAUUUUUUUUUGGUAAUUAAUUAGUUUCGAAAGUCAUCCAUCUCGGUUUGGCAUUGAAGUGCAAGCUGGUCCUUUCUCGUUCUUGGCUUCAGAAAAAUGGAUCCCAUUAAAGCUCCGUUCAGAGGAGUUAGUAAAGAUAUCAGAGGAAGAGUAUCGUGCUACAAGCAAGAUUGGAUUGGUGGGUUCAAUUCAGGCUUCAGGAUACUGGCCCCCACCGUGUACAUCUUUUUUGCUUCUGCUCUUCCUGUCAUAGCAUUUGGAGAGCAAUUAAUGAAGGACACAGAAGGAACGCUUGGCACGGUGGAAACUUUAACUUCAACUGUUAUUUGUGGCAUCAUACACUCAAUACUUGGUGGCCAGCCCAUGUUGAUCUUAGGAGUUGCAGAGCCCACCGUCAUAAUGUAUUCUUAUUUGUACGAGUUUGCCAAAGGCCGUGAAGAUCUCGGACCGCAUCUGUUUUUAGCCUGGAGUGGAUGGGUCUGUAUCUGGACAGCGUGCAUCUUGAUUCUCCUUGCUGUUUUUAAUGCCAGUGCUGUUAUUAUUAGAUUUACUAGGAUUGCAGAUGAACUGUUUGGGAUGUUAAUCUCUGUUCUCUUCAUUCAACAAGCCAUUAAGGGCGUAGUGAGUGAAUUUAGCGCAUCAGAAGGUGAAGACCCGAGUCUACCUGCAGUGCAGCAGUUCGAAUGGCAAUACACGAAUGGAUUGCUGGGGAUCAUAUUCUCGAUCGGCUUGCUGUAUACUGCUUUAAAGAGCAGGAGGGCAAGGGCAUGGCGAUAUGGCACAGGCUGGUUUAGAAGCUUCGUAGCGGACUAUGGGGUCACUUUCAUGGUUCUGGUGUGGACGGCAUUGUCUUAUGCGGUCCCGAACAAUGUUCCUUCAGGGGUUCCCAGGAGGCUUUUUAGUCCACUUCCAUGGGAACCUAAAUCGUUGCAACACUGGACUGUAGUGAAGGAUUUGCUGUCGGUUCCGCCGGUCUACAUAUUUGCUGCCAUAAUACCUGCUGUGAUGGUUGCGGGCCUUUAUUUUUUCGACCACAGUGUGGCUUCACAGAUGGCUCAGCAAAAAGAAUUCAAUCUCCAAAAUCCUUCGGCUUAUCAUUAUGACAUUUUGGUUCUCGGAUUCAUGGUUUUAAUAUGUGGGUUGCUCGGAAUCCCUCCUUCAAAUGGGGUUCUGCCGCAGUCACCCAUGCAUACCAAGAGCCUAGCUGUACUUAAGAGACAGAUGGUCGAGACUUCAAACGAAGGCGUGAAACAAGAUGCUAGCAAAUCAGGGAUAUAUGGCAAAAUUCAAGAGGUGUUUAUAGAAGUGGACAAAGGCCAUAAACAUACUGUGUCGAUAGAUAGAGAGUUGAAGGACUUGAAGGAUGGGGUUCUGCAAAAUGGAAGUGGUGAAGGAGAAGAUGAAGGUAAAUUUGACCCUGAGAAGCCCAUAGAUGCUCAUUUGCCAGUUCGGGUCAACGAGCAGAGAGUGAGCAACUUGUGCCAGUCCCUCCUGGUGGGCGCUUGUCUUGGAGCGAUGCCCAUCAUCCAGAAGAUACCCACAUCCAUUCUCUGGGGAUAUUUUGCUUACAUGGCCGUUGAUAGCCUUCCCGGGAGUCAGUUCUGGGAGAGGAUAAAGCUUCUGUUUGUCACUCCCGGCCGGCGUUUCAAGGUUCUGGAAGGCGAACAUGCUCCAUUUAUCGAGUCCGUCCCCUUCAGAGUAAUUAAUUGCUUCACGAUGUUCCAACUAGCAUAUUUCCUGCUCUGUUUUGGGUUGACAUGGAUACCUGUAGCUGGAAUUCUGUUUCCACUGCCCUUCUUCUUGCUAAUCGGCAUCAGACAGCAUGUCCUUCCAAAGUUCUUUCACCCACAUCACCUGUGGGAACUGGACGCAGCCGAAUAUGAGGUAAUAGCCGGUGCCCCUCGUCGCCAUCCCAGUUUCUCGGUUCACCAUCCCAGCAUCACACUUCGGGUCCUUGAGGGGGAAUAUUCCCUGUCAGAAAGUGCGGACAGCGAUCAUGAGUUAUGUGAUGCCGAAAUUUUGGAUGAACUCACGACCAGCAGAGGAGAACUUAAAAUUAGAACCAAAAGUUUUACCGACGAGAAAUUCCUUUCGGUUUAUCCGGAGGAGGGGAGCCCUCAAGAUGUGUAGAAAGAGAGAUGAGACCACUUUUAAGCAAAAUCUGAAGGAAUUCUGUGGUUGCUGUGAGGGGAUCAUUGUCAUUGUAUAUAAUAAUUUCAGAUGGAAAGCAGUCAGGUUUCUUCACUGCGCCAGAAAAUUUGAUGGUUCGUCGAAGUGGAAAGAAAAUAAUGUGUACCUGAUUUCCUUUUUGUCAUUCUUAACCCCACCCGUUCCACUUUCUUUUCCUUUGAUUCCUUUUUUUUUUUUUGCCGUUUCGUUCCAUCACUCAGAUUAAAUGGGGGAAGGGGAAAAAAUAGAAGAUUGCUGGGAGUCUAAACUAUUUAUCUAAAGAACUGCUUAUUACGAGGAACAUGAAUAUGGAAGAAUUGAUAAAAAGGAUACAGCAGUAUAGUUUAUUGCCUCAGAAAUGAUAGUUGGACGCUUCAAAAUUUUAUUGUACUAUUACUAGU
Messenger RNA from Elaeis guineensis (African oil palm), 2709 nucleotides. NCBI's taxonomy places the organism in Eukaryota, Viridiplantae, Streptophyta, Magnoliopsida, Arecales, Arecaceae. The record is from RefSeq and is a predicted model, not a curated record.